UCCUCUUCCUCUCCAAAGGCAGGUGUAGCCGCCACAGCUGGACGAGACACCCUGAGCUGGCAUGGAGGGGGGCAAGGGGGGCCGGCUCAGAGACUUCCUGACGGGGGGCCUGGCCACCUGGGCACUAGGACUGGCCGGGCUGGUGGGGGAGGCGGAGGAGUUGGAAGGAGACGAGGAGGAAGAGGAGGAAGAGGAGCUCCUCUGCCCGGGGAGAAGGCUCCUUCGUCUCAGCCAGGGCACCCUGCUCCUGCGGGUGCUGGGCAUCAUCUCACCCAGUUCCCGAGGGCGACCUCAAGUGGUCCAGGGCCUGGAUGGACCUGCGGCCCGGCGGAUGUGGAACUUGGACCAGCUGUGGAGCCGCCUGCGAGACUUCUACCAGGAGGAGCUUCAGCUGCUGAUCCUAUCGUCACCCCCAGACCUCCAGACGCUGGGGCUUGACCCCCUGUCAGAGGAGGCUGUGGAGGAGCUGGAAAGCAUCUUGCGGCUGCUGCUGGGGGCAUCUGUGCAGUGUGAACAUCGGGAACUCUUUAUCCGGCACAUCCGGAGCCUCAGCCUGGAUGUCCAGAGCGAGCUGGCCAGUAUCAUCCAGGAGGUAACGCAGCCUGGGGCAGGCAUGGUGCUGGCGCUGGCGGGACCAGAGCCUGGAGAGCUGACGGCCACGGAGCUGGAGAUGCUGACCCGGAGCCUGUUGGGCACUCUCUCGAGGCUGGCACGGGAACGUGAUCUGGGGGCGCAGCGGCUGGCCAACCUGCUGCUGGAGCGCCAGCCAGCCCCCUUGCCUGUGGAGGCACCUGUGAUCGUUCCAGCUGAGGGCCCCUCACACCAUGUGGCCCUGCAGCUGGCCAACGCCAAGGCCCAGCUGCGGCGCCUGCGGCAGGAGCUAGAGGAGAAGGCCGAGCAGCUGCUGGACUCGCAGGAGGAGGUACAGGGCCUGGAGGCUGAAAGGCGAAGACUCCGCCAGGAGGCCCAGGCGCUGUCGGGACAGGCCAAACGGGCUGAGCUGUACCGCGAGGAGGUCGAGGCGCUGCGGGAGCGCGCGGGCCGCCUGCCACACCUGCAGGAGGAGCUGAGGCGCUGCCGGGAGCGACUGCAGGCAGCCGAGGCCUGUCGGGCCCAGCUCGUGGAGGAGCGCACGCUGACAGGGGCCCUGGAGGCCUCGAAGGCGUUGCUGGAGGAGCAGCUGGAGGUAGCGCGGGAGCGCUGUGCUCGCCUGCACGAGACACAGCGGGAGAACUUGCUGCUGCGGAGCCGCCUGGCUGAUGCUCACGGGGAGCUCGGCUCUCUGCGGCAACAGGUGGAGCAGCUGGCGGAGGAAAACCUGGAGCUGGAGCUGCAGCUGCAGCGGAGCCUGGCACCACCUCCUGGCUCCCCUGGGGAAGCACCGCUGGAGGGGCCACUGCCCUCAUUGCAAGAUGAGGUGAGGGAAGCAGAGGCCAGGCGGCUGAGGAUCCUGGAGCGGGAGAACCGGGAGCUGCGGGAGCUGCUGAGGGAGCUGCAGGGACAGCCGGGUGGCCAGCUCCUGCUACUAGAGGAUCAGAGUGAAGACUCCAUGCUUCCAGGACCCGGAGAGGCUCCACCGCCUCCACCAACCUCAGGCAACAGUCCCCAGGGGGAGGAUGAAGAUCCCCAGGCUGAGGCCUUGGCUCCCGUGGUGUCAGACUCAGCCCCCAAGGGGUCAGAUGACUUCCGGCAUGUGGCAGAGAGGCCCCUGAAGGUGGCUGUCCCAGUCUACCGGAACCCCCCCAAGUCCCAGCCUGCUGGGCAGACACAGGAGGUCCUAGAGGAGGCUAGCCAGGGAACCCCCCUCCAGACACUUUCCUCUGUGGCCCCAGUGCAGGGUCCAGAAGUGGAAAAUGAGCUGCAGCGACUGACAGUUGGAGAGAGAGGGGCAAGGGAGGCCCCCCAGCUGGGACCCUCCUCAGAGCUCUGCCUCCAUGUGCACCCCGAGGUGCCGGAGACCCCAGAUCAGGUGCUGGAGCUGUUUGAGCUGCAAACAGAGGCCCGGGAGCUGGAAGAGAACUUGGCGGGGACUCAAGGGGUUCCAGUCCCUGGGAUCCAGGCCAGACAGGAGCCUGUCCCCAUGAAGGAAAGCCUUACCAGCAGUGUAUUAGAGAAGGAGACCUUCAGGGAGGAGGUGGCACAGUUGAGGAAAGAGGCUGCGGCCCUGGGAGCGGAGUUGGAGACACAGACCCGAAGGCUGGAGGCUCGAGGCACAGAGGCUGCCCGCCUCUCAGAGGAACUGGCCCAAGUGCGGAAGGCAGAGGCCGAGGCCCACAGGAAGUCCGAGAGCCAGGCCUGGGAGCUGGGCCGGCUGCAGGAGGCACUGGAGGCCGCUGGCCGGGAGCUAAAGGCUGUGACCCAGGAGCGGCAGGCCCUGGCUGAGGCGCUGGCCGCUGCAGGCCGUGAACGGCGGCAGUGGGAGCGUGAGGGGCCCCGGCUGCGGGCCCGGGCCGAGGCUGCAGAAGAGCGUGUGCAGGCGCUGGAGGGCGAGAGCCGGCAGCAUCAAGAGGAGGCAGAGAAGGCAUGCCGGGAGAAGCAGGCCCUUGCUGAGGAGCUGGAGAAGGCUGUGGUGCGUGGCCAGGAGCUGGGCACCCGGCUGGAGAACCUGCAGAGGGAGCUCAGCCAGGCAGCUCUGCAGCGACAGGAGUUUCUGCGGGAACAAGAGAACCAGCAGCAGAGGUACCAGGGCCUGGAGCAGCGGCUGGAGGCUGAGCUGCAGGCGGCAGCCACCAGCAAGGAGGAGGCGCUGAUGAAGCUUAAGGCCAGGGCACUACGACUGGAGGAGGAGUUGUUCCAGCUGCGCCAGGGCCAGUCAGGCCCGAAGGAGCAUCCUGAGCCCUGGGACGCGGUGACCCAGAGUGGGCGGCUGAUCGAGGUGGAGCGCAAUAAUGCAACAUUGGUGGCCGAGAAGAUGGCCCUUCAGGGCCAGCUGCAGCACCUUGAGGGGCAGUUGGGCACGUUGCAGAGCCGGGCCCAGGAGCUGUUGCUGCAGAGUCAGCAGGCCCAGGAGCACAGCAGCCGCCUGCAGGCUGAGAAGUCCGUGCUGGAGAUCCAAGGCCAAGAGCUGCACCGAAAGCUGGGGGUGCUGGAGGAGGAGGUGCGGGUGGCACGGCAGUCCCAGGAGGAGACCCGCGGGCAGCAGCAGGCCUUGCUGCGCGACCACGAGGCUCUGGCCCAGCUGCAGCGGCGGCAGGAGACGGAGCUGGAGGGACUGCUGGUGCGGCACCGGGACCUCAAGGCCAACAUGCGGGCGUUGGAGCUGGCCCACCGCGAGCUGCAGGGCCGGCACGAGCAGCUGCAGGCCCAGAGAGCCAACGUGGAGGCACAGGAGGUGGCCCUGUUAGCGGAGCGCGAGCGCCUGAUGCAGGAUGGGUAUCGGCAGCGGGACCUGGAGGAGGAGCUGCGGAGGCUGCAGAGCGAACAUGAGAGAGCUCAGCAGCUGUUGGCAGAGGUGUCCCGGGAGCGCGGGGAACUGCAGGGUGAGCGUGGGGAGCUGCGGAGCCGACUGGUCCGACUGGAGCUGGAGCGGGCGCAGCUGGAGAUGCAGAGCCAGCAGCUACGCGAGUCCAACCAGCAGCUGGACCUCAGCGCCUGCAGGUUGAGCACGCAGUGUGAGUUGCUCACUGAGCUGCGGAGCGCCCAGGAGGAGGAGAACCGGCAGCUCCUGGCCGAGGUGCAGGCCCUGAGCCGUGAGAACAGGCAGUUGCUGGAGCGGAGUUUGGAGAGCCGAGACAAUCUGCACCGUGAACAGCGCGAGUACCUGGAUCAGCUCAACGCCCUGCGCCGGGAGAAGCAGAAACUGGUGGAGAAGAUCAUGGACCAGUACCGUGUGCUGGAGCCCGGGCCGCUGCCCCGGACCAAGAAGGGCAGCUGGCUGGCAGACAAGGUGAAGAGGCUGAUGCGGCCCCGGCGGGAGGGGGCGCCGCACGGGUGGCCGCGCCUGGGGGCCGAAGGGGCUGGCAGCACGGAGAGCCUGGGGGGUCCCCUGGAGACGGAGCUCCCCGAGGGCAGGGAGGUGGAUGGGACAGUGUCGCCCUCACCAGCACCCAUGCGCCGGGCCCAGAGCUCCCUCUGCCUGCGGGACGAGACCCUGGCAGGCGGACAGCGGCGGAAACUCAGCUCACGGUUCCCGGUGGGGCGAAGCUCUAACUCAUUCAGCCCCGGCGACAGCCCCCGGCAACGAUUCCGACAGCGCCGGCCAGGCCCUCUGGGGGCACCCAGCGCCCAUGGCAAAGGAUGUGGUGUGGGAUGGGAAGGCUCCGUGGAGACCCUCCAGGAACACACGGCCGACACCAGCCAUGAGGGCCUCAAGGAGCAGGACCCGGAGAAGCGCCCCCUCACCCCUGCCCUCAGCCAAUGAUAGUGCGGACACUGGCAGCUUCGGAGGUGCAUUGGCCUCUGGCCCCUGGACAGGCUCGAGGGACCCCAGGCAGCCCCAGAGCCAGGGGCGAGCAGAGCACUUGGACAAGGAGGCCUGGGCUCCGAGGACCCCGGUGGCCAGCAGG
Molecule: messenger RNA, 4505 nt
Organism: Ochotona princeps (American pika)
Lineage: Eukaryota; Metazoa; Chordata; Mammalia; Lagomorpha; Ochotonidae
Gene: CCDC88B
Product: coiled-coil domain containing 88B
Exons: 27
Coding region: 62-4360 (1432 amino acids)
Biological process (GO): cytoskeleton-dependent intracellular transport; cytoplasmic microtubule organization
Cellular component (GO): centrosome; cytoplasm
Molecular function (GO): dynein light intermediate chain binding; microtubule binding
Source: RefSeq, a predicted model, not a curated record